AUUGUUUUUAUCUGAAUCUCACAAUAUGAGCAACACACAAUUAGUAGUGCUAAUAUUAUUAAAAUAAACAAAAAAAUAAUAUAUUUCAUCUGCCAAUGGAACUCAAAAUCUCACCUCCCAAGAGUAUUGCUACCAAAAAAGUCUGCUACAAUGUGUCAAAUGGAGGUGAAAAAUGUUCAAUUGAACUUGGGUUAAAUCUUGAGCUUAGCUACUCAAAUUUUAGUACAAAUGGAUAUGGAUUUACAUUUCCACAAAGGCAAGAAUUAGAGCAACAAUUUUUCAUCUACAAGUAUAUAGAAGCAGGACUACCUGUUCCCACACAUCUAAUUAUUCCUAUAUACAAGUCUUUUACUUGUUCUUUAAAAGGUCUUCAUGAUGUGAUGGGAUAUGGACACAUGUGUUGGGAACAUAAAAGUAGGAUGGAACCAGAGCCAAGGAGAUGUAAGAGGACUGAUGGCAAGAAAUGGAGAUGUAGCAAAGGUGUUGUCCAAAAUCAGAAAUAUUGUGAAAAACAUAUGCAUAGAGGCCGCCAGCGUUCAAGAAAGUGUGUGGAAUUAACAAGUUCGAGAGAUAUAUGUUGUUCAGACUCUUCAAAAAUAUUAUCACAAUUGUGUCAGAUUCAUCAAAAAUGCACUACUGGUAAAGUAUCUGACAUGCCACCAUUGAUAUUUUUGAAAAGUUCGAACAACAUAGAUCAUAAUUAGAACCAGACACAACCACUUUGUCCAUUGGUCUACCAAUGAAUUAAUUAUUACUAGUAGAAGUUGUUCUAUUGGAGAUGUGUGUAAUUCUUCAAAUGAUUUCUCUGUUUUUUUUUUUUAUGUUAUGACAUUUCUAGUUACGAUUUAAUUGAGGAAGCAAUUGAUUUUGAAAUAUGUAUAAUGUAAUGAACUUGACAAUGAA
Solanum pennellii is the source of this 903-nucleotide messenger RNA. RefSeq names its product growth-regulating factor 10-like. Lineage: Eukaryota; Viridiplantae; Streptophyta; Magnoliopsida; Solanales; Solanaceae. Bases 96 to 704 code for a protein of 202 amino acids. Gene Ontology annotation, molecular function: ATP binding. The transcript is spliced from 3 exons. Gene Ontology annotation, cellular component: nucleus. Gene Ontology annotation, biological process: developmental process; DNA-templated transcription; regulation of DNA-templated transcription. The record is from RefSeq and is a predicted model, not a curated record.